AUGCAGAAGCGCUGGACCACCAACGCCAUUUACCCUCAAGAGCGAGACCACGUCUUCUUCAUCAACACCACUGAGGGCAACGCCUCCUUGGCUAGCUUGCUCACCACCAAGCGGGGCGGAGUGGCGAGCCGCAGCUACGUCCUGGCGCACGGAACUCCCGGUGGCGGCAAGACCACUCGCCUACUUCAACUGCGCGACCAGCUCGCGAACGAAGGCUAUGAGUGUGCCAUGAUCUCCCUUCAGGAAGGCAUCCCGUUCGGGUUCGUGGCUGAGUUCUGGACGGCGAUGGGCAGGUUCAUCCAGCGCCACCUGCGCAACACGGCUGAUGAUGGCGUGGACCAGAUCCACGACGCCCAGACCUUCAUCGCCUUCUUCUCGUGGGGAGCCGUGGUCCUGAUCGUCGACCAGUUCGAUCUCUUGAACAAUGCGGCCGAUCUGGUCAGGGACCAGUUCCUUGUCACACUGCGCGCCAUGCGCGAGUCCGAGGCCAGCCACGGCCUGCACGCCUUCAUCGGAGUCGGACCCUACAGCAUACUAAACCUCCAGGACCACCCCUCGUCUCCCUUCAACGCGUGCGAUGCGUUCGCCUUGCCGAUGUUCGAGCGCAACCACGUUCGCGAGCUGUUCAACCAGUACUCACGCGAGUCCAACGUCGAACUGGCCCCUGGGAUAGCCGACGCUAUCUAUGACCUCACCAGUGGGCACCCGGGCCAU
This is a messenger RNA of Acanthamoeba castellanii str. Neff, 714 nucleotides long. RefSeq lists its product as uncharacterized. The annotation marks the transcript as partial. The transcript has 3 exons. NCBI's taxonomy places the organism in Eukaryota, Discosea, Longamoebia, Acanthamoebidae. The record is from RefSeq and is a predicted model, not a curated record.